Molecule: messenger RNA, 474 nt
Organism: Eimeria maxima
Lineage: Eukaryota; Apicomplexa; Conoidasida; Eucoccidiorida; Eimeriidae
Product: replication protein A2, putative
Exons: 4
Coding region: 1-474 (157 amino acids)
Source: RefSeq, a predicted model, not a curated record
AUGCAAGAUCCGAGCUCGCUGCAAGUAUCUUACUUCCCUUCUGGCCCCCUUCUCCAUCUGGUGAAGCUUAUCGGGGUAGUGGAUGCUCCUUCCAGAGAGACGCUUGAAUCGGCACUGCAAAGCGCGCGGAUUCAGUUUACCCUUGACGACUUCACUGGGAGGAUAGAAUGCGAAUAUACAGUGGGAGACGAGCUGACAGAGUACCGUCAAAACCAAAUACUUGUAGGUCAUUGCACUUCAGAUUUGGCCCUUCCAUUUAUCCCGGACCUCAUUUAUCACGAAUCUGCUUGCCAAGCUGCUUAUCUGCGCCUCAAGUAUCCCAACGACGAGCCUGACGUCGUCCCGUCAACUGGCCAGCAACAGCCGAUGAACUUGCCGCCGCCGCCGCAGCAGCAGCAGCAGCCAUUCGGAGUCCCUCAGAGCGGCACGAUGCUGAACGUAGGCAGAGCGGCACGGGCAGCUCAGAGAUGCUGA